CCUCCCCCGCUCCCCUCCCGCUCCUCAUCCUCUCGCCCUCCCCCCGCGCGGGGACUUUUCCGGAAAGUUUUUAUUUUCCGCUUCGGCUCUCGGAGAAAGAAGCUCCCGACUCCGCGGCGGCAAAACUUUUCGGCUGCCGCUCCGCCGGCCCCCGCCCUCGGCUGCUCGGCCCCGCGACCCUCGGCGCGCCCCGCCGCGCGAUGAGCGCCCCUCCGGUCCUGCGGCCGCCCAGCCCGCUGCUGCCCGUGGCGGCGGCGGCAGCGGCGGCCGCCGCGGCGCUGGUGCCGGGGUCCGGCCCGGGGCCAGCCCCGUUCCUGGCUCCCGUCGCGGCCCCGGCCGGGGGCAUCUCCUUCCAUCUGCAGAUCGGCCUGAGCCGCGAGCCGGUGCUGCUGCUGCAGGACUCGUCCGGGGACUACAGCCUGGCGCACGUCCGCGAGAUGGCUUGCUCCAUCGUCGACCAGAAGUUCCCCGAAUGUGGUUUCUAUGGAAUGUAUGAUAAGAUCCUGCUUUUUCGCCACGACCCUACCUCUGAAAACAUCCUUCAGCUGGUGAAAACGGCUAGCGAUAUCCAGGAAGGCGAUCUUAUUGAAGUUGUCUUGUCAGCUUCUGCCACCUUUGAAGACUUUCAAAUUCGUCCCCACGCUCUUUUUGUUCACUCGUAUAGAGCUCCGGCUUUCUGUGAUCACUGUGGAGAAAUGCUGUGGGGUUUGGUGCGUCAAGGCCUUAAAUGCGAAGGAUGCGGACUGAAUUACCAUAAGAGAUGUGCAUUUAAAAUCCCCAACAAUUGCAGUGGUGUGAGAAGGAGAAGGCUCUCGAACGUUUCUCUCACUGGGCUCAGCACCAUCCGCACAGCAUCUGCUGAGCUCUCCACCAGUGCCCCUGACGAGCCCCUCCUGUCUCCUGUGAGUCCUGGUUUUGAGCAAAAGUCACCAUCAGAGUCAUUUAUUGGUCGAGAAAAGAGGUCAAAUUCUCAGUCAUAUAUUGGACGACCAAUUCAGCUCGACAAGAUUUUGAUGUCUAAAGUGAAAGUGCCACACACAUUCGUCAUCCACUCCUACACCAGGCCCACAGUGUGCCAGUACUGCAAGAAGCUUCUCAAGGGGCUUUUUAGGCAGGGCCUGCAAUGCAAAGACUGCAGAUUCAACUGUCACAAACGUUGUGCAUCCAAAGUACCAAACAACUGCCUCGGCGAAGUGACCAUUAAUGGAGGAUUUCAGGUUUAUCCACCAUGGGUGCAAAACAAUUUUUCAGAUUUGCUUAGCCCUGGGGCAGAGUCUGAUGUGGUCAUGGAAGAAGGGAGUGAUGACAAUGACAGUGAAAGGAACAGUGGGCUCAUGGAUGACAUGGAAGAAGCAAUGGUUCAAGACACCGAGGUGGUGAUGGCAGAGUGUCAGAAUGACAGCGGGGAAAUGCAGGACCCAGACCCAGACCCAGAGGAGUCCAACAGAACUAUCAGUCCAUCAACAAGCAACAAUAUCCCGCUCAUGAGAGUCGUGCAGUCUGUCAAACACACAAAGAGGAAAAGCAGCACAGUGAUGAAAGAAGGCUGGAUGGUCCACUAUACCAGCAAAGACACACUGCGGAAACGACACUAUUGGAGACUGGAUAGCAAAUGUAUUACCCUCUUUCAAAAUGACACAGGAAGCAGGUACUAUAAGGAAAUCCCCUUAUCAGAAAUUUUAUCUCUGGAACCAGCAAAACCUUCAGCUUUAAUUCCUAAUGGGGCCAAUCCUCAUUGCUUUGAGAUCACUACAGCAAAUGUAGUGUAUUACGUGGGAGAAAAUGUGGUCAAUCCUUCCAGCCCACCACCAAAUAGCAGUGUCCUCACCAGUGGCGUUGGCGUCGAUGUGGCCAGGAUGUGGGAGAUGGCCAUCCAGCAUGCUCUCAUGCCUGUCAUACCCAAGGGCUCGACUGUAGGUUCAGGAACCAACUCGCACAGAGAGAUUUCUGUGAGUAUUUCAGUAUCAAAUUGCCAGAUUCAAGAAAAUGUGGACAUCAGCACAGUAUAUCAAAUUUUUCCUGAUGAAGUACUGGGUUCUGGGCAAUUUGGAAUUGUUUACGGAGGAAAACAUCGUAAAACAGGAAGAGACGUAGCUAUUAAAAUCAUUGACAAAUUAAGAUUUCCAACCAAACAAGAAAGCCAGCUUCGUAAUGAGGUUGCAAUUCUACAGAACCUUCAUCACCCUGGUGUUGUAAAUUUGGAGUGUAUGUUUGAGACGCCUGAAAGAGUGUUUGUUGUUAUGGAAAAACUCCAUGGAGACAUGCUGGAGAUGAUCUUGUCAAGUGAAAAGGGCAGGUUGCCAGAACACAUAACGAAGUUUUUAAUUACUCAGAUACUUGUGGCUUUGCGGCAUCUUCACUUUAAAAAUAUCGUUCACUGUGACCUCAAACCAGAAAACGUGUUGCUAGCCUCGGCCGAUCCUUUCCCCCAGGUGAAACUUUGCGACUUUGGUUUUGCCCGGAUCAUUGGAGAAAAGUCUUUCCGGAGGUCAGUGGUGGGUACCCCAGCUUACCUGGCUCCUGAGGUUCUAAGGAACAAGGGCUAUAAUCGGUCUCUAGACAUGUGGUCUGUUGGAGUCAUCAUCUAUGUAAGCCUAAGUGGCACAUUCCCAUUUAAUGAAGAUGAAGACAUACAUGACCAAAUCCAGAACGCAGCUUUCAUGUAUCCACCAAAUCCCUGGAAGGAAAUCUCUCACGAAGCCAUUGAUCUUAUCAAUAACUUGCUGCAAGUAAAAAUGAGAAAGCGCUAUAGCGUGGAUAAGACCUUGAGUCACCCUUGGCUACAGGAUUAUCAGACCUGGUUAGAUUUGCGAGAGCUCGAGUGCAAAAUCGGGGAACGCUACAUCACCCACGAAAGUGACGACCUGCGGUGGGAGCAGUACGCUGGUGAGCAGGGGCUGCAGUACCCUGAGCACCUGAUCAAUCCCAGUGCUAGCCACAGUGACAGUCCUGACGCUGAAGAAACAGAGAUGAAAGCCCUCAGUGAGCGUGUCAGCAUCCUCUGAGUUCCGUCCCCUCUAAUCUGUCAAAACACUGUGGAAUUAAUAAAUACAUACGGUCAGGUUUAACAUUUGCCUUGCAGAACUGCCAUUAUUUUCUGUCAGAUGAGAACAAAGCUGUUAAACUGUUAGCACUGUUGAUGUAUCUGAGUUGCCAAGACAAAUCAACAGAAGCAUUUGUAUUUUGUGUGACCAACUGUGUUGUAUUAACAAAAGUUCCCUGAAACACUAAACUUGUUAUUGUGAAUGAUUCAUGUUGUAUUUAAUGCAUUAAACCUGUCUCCACUGUGCCUUUGCAAAUCGGUGUUUUUCUUACUGAGCCUCAAUUUGGUAAGAGUCUACAGAACCUGUCCAUGCAAUAGUUCUGUCCGUGUGCCCCAUUGGCGCUGUCAUUAUAAACAAACUCUUGAAGAGUAGAUUAUUACCAGUUCUAUGAACAACUCCAAAACUCAUGUGGAAAAAACAAGCGAUGGGGGAAUGGAAGAUGGAUUUACAAUCCUAGACACAAGUGCAUGAAAGAGUUUCCUGUAUAGUUUGAAAUCCUUUGCCUGCCUGGUGUGCCUCAGUAUGUUUAAACUCAAGUAAGUGGACCUAGGUGCACCUACUACUUAUAAGCCUAAAUGCCUUAGAAAUGUAAACUGCCGUAUAUAACAGAUAUUUCCCCCUUUCUUACAAUAUCCUCUGUACUGUGGAAAGUCAGAAGCUAAGCAACCUUUCGUCUUUAUGUAUUUUUCAGUAAUAACAAAUAAAUAUUCUUGUCAAA
Messenger RNA from Felis catus (domestic cat), 3762 nucleotides. It is a transcript of the gene PRKD1, whose product is annotated as protein kinase D1. The coding region runs from base 201 to 3005 and encodes 934 amino acids. Lineage: Eukaryota; Metazoa; Chordata; Mammalia; Carnivora; Felidae. Gene Ontology annotation, biological process: protein phosphorylation. The record is from RefSeq and is a predicted model, not a curated record. Gene Ontology annotation, molecular function: protein serine/threonine kinase activity; ATP binding. The transcript is spliced from 19 exons.